This is a messenger RNA of Sitodiplosis mosellana (orange wheat blossom midge), 8034 nucleotides long. It is a transcript of the gene tinc, whose product is annotated as protein tincar. Bases 1283 to 5098 code for a protein of 1271 amino acids. NCBI's taxonomy places the organism in Eukaryota, Metazoa, Arthropoda, Insecta, Diptera, Cecidomyiidae. The transcript is spliced from 12 exons. The record is from RefSeq and is a predicted model, not a curated record.
UGUUUGUUGUGCAGCAGACAUGCUUGCGCUUCAUCGUCGCAUUGGCUCACUGUUGACUGAUUCAUUCAACGGGAUAGAACGUAUCGAUGUAGCGUUGCUGCAACAGCAAUAGCGGCCUAAGUUGUGCCUGUGCAUGCGACAGACAUCGACUCGAUGCGUAGUGAUAGUGGUUCUCAUUCGCCUGCUGAGAUUAGUCGUGAACAGUUGUGAUGAUUGAGUGUUCGUGUUUCGAUAAAGGAUUUUAAUGGUGAAUUUUGAACAGUAUAUACGCGCUGAAGUCUGACUAUUGUUCGGCGUCGAAUAAAAAGCAAAUGCGAAAAAUUAAAGGAUUAGUCAUUUGUGUGCUCAUCUGUUUGUGUUUUUCAUGUGAAUAAUGGUGAUUUAAUGCAGUGCAAAAAAAAACUCAUUCUGGAAACAAUUAUUGAGGAAAAAAAUAAAAAUUUUGCAGUAAAUUCGUCAAAUAAAAACGCUACUUUUAAAAUUGUAUGUAAUUCAAUGGUUUAGUACAUUGGCUACACUUUUCGACAUCGAUUGUCGGCCAAUAAAUACAGACAUAGCAUAAGUUAGUAUAUCAAACUGAACGAACAGUGUCCGUAUCGAAGUGAACCGAUCCGCUGAACUCUCUGUUGAACCGAAAUAGUGUGAAAAAGAUUUGGUUUUGGUAGUUUAUGCAAUUUGUGAAAUGCAACAAACCGAAAUCGAAUCCAAAUAAAUAACCAACGUUGACAUCGCUUGAAUUAUUCAUUUGGUAAAUGUGAGCUGGUUUCGUGCUCAUUUGACUGCAUCAUUGACUGUUGCAACUUAAUUUAACUGCUGAAGGUUUUGCUUUGAGCACCGAGAACGACACUUGAAUAACGUGAGCGCGCAUUGUGUGUGUUUGAACAGCAACAGCAGCAGCAGCAGCCGCAGCAUUGAACUGAAGAAGAAGACUGAUGCUAUUGCUGGAUACUUUGUGUUAAUUUAUGGCCAUAGCGCGUUGGAAAAACGGCAACGCGAAUUAAUUAUCAAGCAAUGCGGAUUUUGCCAGAUCAAGGCUUUUCAUUAUGCAGGUAUUACGACACGUGAACACAUGGUAACCAGAAAGAGAAAAAAACAGACCGCUCAUUAUUAUUGAUUGCAACCGAACCAUCAAAUUUUGAAAAGGGAAUUUCGAAAGGUCUGGAUAUUCUUUUUUUCUUCAGAAGAAUAAAAGCGAAAACAACGAGCGAAACAAACCCAAAUGAGACGUACGCUCAAGUGAUUUUGAAUAAGAAGCAGACGGAAACAUUGAAUAUUCAUCAACAUGUCGAUCACCGGCUCAUUGGUUGGCUACGAAAACAACGAUGAUUUAUGUAAUAAGAAAAAUCGGUCGCUGCUCAAUGUAUCGGCAUCAUCAAAGCAAUGCACAAGCCUCAACUCGAGUAUUAAUAACAGCGUGAUUAUGCCGGAUAGUAAUGCCGUUAACACGUCAAAGUCGAAUCAUCACAAUUGCAACAAUGAGUCCGAGCAGACGAAAGCAAAUCGAAAGCAUCGCUACCACUUGAAUUCACUGUGGUCGAUCUGGUAUGGUAUUCUAUUCACAUACUUCCAAGGCUACUUAAUACUCAAUGGCGCUUAUAGAUUUUUAGGCUGUUAUUUAAUACAAUGGCAUAACGAUUCAGCCGCAUUGACGGAGCUGAAUUCACAAAUAAUCCUGUGCGGAUUGGCGCUGUUGAUGUUACCCUUAUUUUUCAUAUCGGCAAUAUUCAAGGUCGGAAAUUUAGCGAACGACGGCAUAAAAUUAGCGUCAAAGACGGGAACAUGCUCAGCCGAACCCGACGAUGGCUUGGAACAUGAAGCAAAAGGCGGAACAUUACGAGCUCUGAUGACACAUGGUGGCCCGACCUCAGCAUUUAUCCACAUUGUUAUUGCGUUAUGUUUACUAAUUCCUCGGCUUUUGAUCGAAUCGAAGUUGAUUGAAAAUGGAAAUCUACCCCGAGAAAGCAUCUGGCACACUGAAUUGGAUUUUCUGGUGCCGCAUCGAGAUCGAUUGGUCAUAUUGUCAUUUACAACAUCGCCAUAUCAAAAUAAUUCGGUUCACGAGGACAAUUUCAUUAAACAUUACCAUAAUCAACGGCCUACGUUCAUUGACGAAGAAGACGAUGAACUGGCUCACACUCAUUUGAUUGAAAAAUUUCAUUCAGACUCAUUUGAUGAAAACGAUUACUUUGAUACACAUGAAAAACUGGAGAAUGAGAGAACAACAUCGUCGAUUACAAUACCGCCACCACCACCACCACCAUCUACAGCAUCGCACAGUGGCAGCUCUGACAUAGGAAAAACAGUCACAACAACGACACCCAGCAACAUUUUGACAAACAUCGAAACGAAUGAAAAACGAAUGUAUAGAGGAAAUGUUGGCAUUCCGAUGACUGGUAAUAACCGAAAGCAACACGCACGAAUGAGAAAUCGCAACAAUGGAACGACCGGCAGCGGACGUGGUACGAAUAGAAAACAUUCGAAUGCAAAUCGAGAUCGGGCUAAUGACAAUGUAAAUGCUGCGAUGCGAAAGGAAAAAAAUAUGCGCCGUGGAGACGAUUUACGUGAAAACUUUGAAACGAAAGUGAACAAUAAGCUGGAAUUAGAUAAGAACAACGAUGAAUUUGGUGAAAAAAGUGUGCAGACCGUUGGUGGUGUGGGCACAAAGCUUCAACAAAGAAAGUAUGUUACAAAAAUCGAUCCCACUGACGAAUUACCACCGGACACUGAACACGAAUUGCAUGGUAAUCGAAAAUCAUCAAUUGCCCGUGACAGUAAUAUCCACAUCGUAAAACCAGCUGAAGGCACGUUCGUUCCGUCGACACCAUUUUCAACGGAUUCGAAAAUUAUCGAAAUCAAACCGUCAACAAUGCGGGCGAGCAAACGUUUUAAACGUUCAAGUGAAACAAUUGACACCCGUAUGCAAAUUGAAUCCGAUCGAAUCGAAGAUGAAUUCGGCGAAUUCACCGAUGCCGAUGUACCAAGAGAGCCAAGAAUCUACGUUAAUUUCGAGAAUAGUGAACAAUAUACGGAAAAUGAUGAUGAUGGUGAUAAUUUGUUGAAACCGGCGCCAGACGCUGCUGCAUUGAUUGACACCGCCGUUCCGGCAAAUGUAACACCGAUAACGGCAACGUCGACGACCAAACAAUUGCACGGUUUUGCCGCCUGUUUACAACAUUAUUUAAAUGUCAACAAAGAAAUCGAUACGAAAAGUUGGAUGGCAAUGUUGCCGAGUUUUGAGUUCAUGAAUUUUGUAGUCGCAUUGAUUGUAUGGUCGUCACGAUAUCCAAGCGUCUACUGGAACACAUCGAAAGCAUUCUCAUUGAUAUUCAGCAUUCAGAUGAUUGCCAACGCAAUUGAUUUGCUUUUAGUAUUUGCCGGCGUGUCGGUCAUUUAUAAAUUACAAGUCGUUGGACAAAAACUUCCGUUACAAACGCCACCGUUGCUGCUUAAUGGGACUGUUUCGUUGCUGCUGUACAUUCUAUCAAUUAUGCUCAUAAUAUCAUCAUCACUGAUUCUAUAUUUGUACGGACAUGGACGUUUGUCGUCUCGUGUGCGUGAUCGUCGCAUGAUUUCAACUAAAUCUGGUGACAACUGGGCUUAUUUUGCACAUUGUGCAUCCUUAUGCUUUAUUUUAGCAUUGGCCGUUGUCAAAGCUCCUCUGAUGCAUGACUUUAGUGCAAUCUACAAGGGUAGUUUGGACGGUGCCGUUUUACUAGCAGCACUGUCAUCCGUGAUGCAUAUAUUCUUCUGGAUUCUGCUGUGGCUCGGAUUAACUGCGAAGCGUCGAUGGAAUUUCAAGUUACCGCCAUUGGAUGACAUUCAUUUGCAUAAUGAGCCAGCCAAACAGCCGUUACUCAUGUCACCACGGUUGAGUCGACAACACAGCACUGGACCAGCGGGCGGUCAAUUAAACGAUAGUUCCGACGAGCAGAUUUAUUGGCCCAAGUUACAGCCAAACUCUCCAAAAUUGAAAGUAACAUUUAACGAUGUACCAAGUACGUUAUCCGAUAACAAUUUGGCUGACGAACAAGAUGGCAAGCGCGAUUCGAGCCGUAGAGCCUCGGUAUGUAUGCCCGGUUCUGCGCGGGAAAUUGAUGAAGGAGAGUAUGCUACACUAAGAGGAACAACAGAUGAGGAUCUCAUGCAUUUUAAUAUCAUUUCGAAGCGAAUCAGUAUGGCAAAUUGUGAUACAGCCGACGAUACAUCCGAAGAGGGCAAACUAUUGGAUUGUGUACGCGACGAUAGUGUGACAUAUGCAUCGACUCGCGAUUUAGAACCGCCGAUGCCGCCUCCACCGCCACCACUCACAGAUGACGAAGAUUGCGAUGCAUAUGGUGACUCAACCGAAACGCUUGUCAAUCCCAUUGCACAAGUCACAGUGCAUACAAAUGAAGCUCAUAUUAUCUCACAACAAACGCGAAGCAUUCGUCGUGGUGAUUCUGGAAUGGCUCACGACAUAUUAACUCCAUGCACUGACAGUAUGUCAACCGAAUGUUCAACAUCGCCUCCUGAACGCGCUGCAUCCGAUUCGUCAUCAAGUGGUAUACAUUCGGGCGAAGAGGAAGUCGUUAUUCGGUCACGACCAGCCAAAGUGGUAAAACUACCGCAGCCAGCCAUUCAAGAAGAACCCUUUGGCCGACAAACUAAUAUGUAUUUGUCGAGUUUCAUACAAGACAAUUCCAGCGCUACGUUACCAAUGCAUCGUGUUCAAUCGGCGGAGCCAUUCUAUGAUUUUGCCAACCACUGCAACACUAUGCCUCUACCAAUAACAAAUCAUCUACAGCAACAACAGCGCAUACCACAAUUCAUUACGCCAAGCUCAUCAAAGCCACAGCUGCACACAACGCUACCGAACGGUGUCCGCUAUGCCAAUCCAACGAAUUUCAUUCGACGAGUUCCGUUACACGUUCAAACUGCCGAAUCUCCAUAUGGUACACUGGGCCUUGGUGCUGGCCAUCACACAUUUUCGAAGCUAUUGCAUGAACCGUUGGUGUUCGGAAGCAUCCCAGAAGAUCGAGAUUCAGCCAACUACUCAAUGAUAUCCGAUCAAGAGCGUGAAAUCUAUGCCAAUGCACUCACAGCCGGUAACAUUCAUUGAUUGAUGUGCAAGACUCACGAAAAUAUUCGCACGAAAUUUGAUAACACAUAAAAUAUAUGCGUGAAAACCUUGAAGAAAUGAAAAAAGCAAACAAAUACUCAACAUGACCGAAAUCAUCAUCUGAUUUUUGUUCGUUGCAAACCUGUACAUUUUUUUUUCUUUCUGUUACGUCUUUAAUUUUAUUUAUAGCAAAAAAACACAAACAACAAAUUGUUUCAUACCACGUUUUGUACAUAUUCUUAUUUUCUACUUUGUAGUUUACGCAGUUUUCGUUCCUUCCUAUGAUUCUGUUUUGACUUAGGAACUAAUUUAAGUGAUUUGAUUGAACAAGCAACAGUUGAUGUUUGAAGAAGAAGAAAAAAAAACACUCUGCCAGAGGGAAUAUUAUAGAUAGUCAAUGUAGCCGAACAGCAUGAAUGGAAUAUAGCAAUGGCAUUAAUUCAAUUCAAAUUUUCCUUUUUUUAUUUCUAUUGGGUAACAACGUUGCGCUUUUUCUCGAUUAAUUUCAAGCAAAGAAGAAACCAUUUAUAAAAGAGCUUUAAAACAAUAAAAUAAUUCAAGCUUUUCGCAAAUCGAUCUCAAAAGUAUAUGCCAGUCCAGCAGAUAGCAGAAAAUCCCUCUAGAUUUUGUAGCAAUAUUUAGAACGUAUAUAAUCAAAUUGAACGAAAGUUUCGUUACGAAACGCUUAAUUUCGAUUCGAUUGAUAUAUGUAUUCGAGUUAUAUAUGAAAGUAAAAAGUGAAAAAACACAAAUGAAGAAAGAAAAACCAUACUCAGGCUCUAAACAAAACUACUCAAUGAAAGUAUUUUGGAGGAUGUAGUUUGUAGACGUAUACAAAAUAUUUAUUCAGAAUUCAGAGCCUUUCAUCUCGGUUUCGUGUUUUGACACGCUACAUUUGAUUUUCGUCGGGUUUACAUAUUAAAAAUUCUUAUCACACUCGAUUUAGUCGGAUUUUGAGUAAUUUGGCAUUUAAUUCACGGUUUAAUUAUCUAUCAGAUAUUGACCAUAGCAUAAAUUCGAGCAGUUUUGAAGAAAAAAGGUUUAAAACUUUCGUUCAUUUGUUGAUUUGUUUCCCUCGAAUACGACAUUCAAUAUUAUAAAACGAUGAGCCUAUCUUAACAACUCUAUGCUAAUAACUAUAACACUUGAAUAUUUUGUAUGAAUGUAACCAGUGAAAAUAUUUCGACACUAGCCAAAUAUAAUCUAUGCUCGCCAACAACUAAGCUUUCAUAUGAAAACAAGCCGAUCCGCAUUAUUCAAACGUUCAAAUCGAUUGGCGAGACGGAGAGUUGACCAUUGUCUUUGGUAAAUUUGGUUAAUUCAGACAGCUAUAAAUAGCCGAAAUAACGUAUGACAGCAUAUUUUGUUCACCUCUAUUUAUGGAUGGCAUAUAUAUGCAAACGCUUUUUACCAUUUGCCAUCCGAUAUUGAAAAGAGAUGCUUCUCUACGUCUUACCUAUUGAAAUAUAUACUCAUCAUUGAUAGACAUAUAUAUUCAUAUACUCGAAAUUAUAGCUGGCCAUAUUUUUUGAACCCCACCAUAAAUCAUAUAUAGACAAAACACGCUUGAGCUUCAUCUACUCGUAAGACAUAAUAAAAUCAUAUCAUCUUAACCCCCUUACAAAUAACAAACGAUCCUCAAUCGAAAUCAACUGCCAAAAUCACAUUGCACUUCAUUUUCAACUACACACCCACACAUCAUGACCUACAAUCAUCAAGUAAACAAACAACCAAACAAAACAACUAAUAUUCAAAAACCAUUUGAACUGAACUGAUGCUCAUCUAUCGAAUUAUCGUUUGGCCUAUGACCUUAUAUUUCGCGAUAAUGAUAUCGUAUUUAACAAUAAUAAUAAAUAUUUUGAAAAAAAAGACCGCCGAUUGCAAUGUACAACAUGACAAUAUUUUUUAAAAUAAAAACUCCAAAUGAUAAAAAGAACAUGUUUACAGCCGCUAGUAUUCCGAAGAAAUAGAUAUUGAUAUACAAACGAAUCCAAUUUUUGUCAGGCUUUUGUAAAGAGAUUUUUUUUACCAUGGAAAUUUCAUACACAAUAACAAAAAUCAAUGUAGAUUUUUACAUAUCACAAUGCUUCAUUCACAUCGCAUCAUUUGCACCUGGGCACUUAUCAAGAAGUGUUUGUUAUACGAAUUGCGCAUUUACAGCUUUGACAAAUAUGAUAAAAAGAAGAAGAAAAAAAGAACAAAAAUAUUUACCCAAGUCAGUUAACAGAAGAUCAUUCAUGAUAAUUGUAUAGCCAAUGUUAUAUUACCUUUAUGCAUACCAUAAAAAUGGGUCCAUUUCCAUAUACACACGUAUCACGCCGCGUAGUAGGAUAGCCACAGAAAAUGCUCCGAAUAAAUGUUGUUCUUCCUACCGAUUAGAUUCAUCCAGUCCCUAGCAAAACGAAACAUUACAUACGAACAGCAAGACUGAUUUUAAACAACUGUAAUUUAGUUUCAACACCUUAAUACAACCCACGUUUCAAUCCAUUCACCAUCGCAAAAAUGCCCUUAAUCGCUUAUAUCAUUCAUCGUAACCGAUCAAUCAAAUACAUUCGAAUCGCAAAUAAAAACCACCACAAGCAUAUCCAUUAUUGCACGAAAGCCAAAUUGAGCACCGUCAAUGGGGUUUCCGCAUAUCAUAAAUUGAAAAAAAAAAAUCACGUUGAAAAAAAAAUGAUUAAGAAAAUUCUAUCGAAAAAAACUUUUUUAUCAAAAUUUAUACCUACAUUCUACAUGAAAUUUGUUUACUGUCACACCACAAACAGCGAACAAAUCAUUCGACAUUAAUUGGUGAAAUGAUGACAUAUUAUGCUCUAAUAAUACCAAAAAUGUUCACAACAUCUUUGUACAAUGAUUAUUAUUAUACUAUUAGCAAAACAAGAUGAACGGAAGAUACGGAGAUACUGAUAAUAAAUUUAAACUUAAACUGAAACAAA